GUGCCCACUGCAACACCGCCUGGGUAGCAUCUCGUUGCCACUUGACGCUGAUCGAGGCUCUGACGCCAGCUGUGGAUUCUGUUAAACUCCCCCAUUGCACCUUGAGGGCGUCACAACUUCGGAUCUGGUGAAACAAAGUCGCUGAGGAGAGGGAGAGUCCAGUUUAAGAUUACCGAGUCGGAUUUAAACUGAGUGGCAUCAUCACCGAAAGACAAAGGCAUCAACAGUGGAACGCAACUUAAGGACUAGACCCCACAAGCAGAGACUUAUUUAAAACCCCCGCAUUUAAACGACAUGGCGACCACAGGCAUGCAACUGGUAGGCCUCAUCAUGUCCAUCCUGGGUUGGGUGGCCGGGGCAGUGGUGAUCCUGGUGCCGCUGUGGCGAGUCACUGCCUUCAUCGGCAACAACUUGGUGACUGCGCAGAUCAUCUGGGAAGGCUUGUGGAUGAAUUGCAUUGUGCAAAGUACGGGUCAGAUCCAGUGUAAGGUCUACGACAGCAUGCUGGCGCUGCCCAGCGACAUGCAGGCUGCCCGCGGCCUCACGGUGCUCUCGGUUAUGCUUUGCGCCGUGGCUCUGGCUCUGGGGGUGCUUGGCGUGAAGUGCACCAAGUGCGUAGGUGUCAACAGUCUCAAGGCACGCAUUGCGCGCAUCUCAGGGGUGCUCUUUGCCGUCGCCGGCUUCCUCUUCCUGGUGCCAGUCUGCUGGACCGCCCACUCCAUCAUCAGGGAUUUCUACGACCCGCAUGUGGCCGCCCCGCACAAGCGUGAACUGGGCCCAGGCCUUUAUAUCGGCUGGGGGGCAUCAGCAUUGCUCCUGGUCGGCGGGUCUCUUCUGUACGCCGGUUCCAGUCCGCCCGGCAUGCCCGGAUCGCCCACCUUCAGUAGCGGAGAAAGCAGCCCUCGUCGAGCGCCCGCCUCACAGGCUAAGGGCUAUGUUUAACAUGGCCUAAUACAAGGUUCCCCCCAACUGAUGACAAGCCUGUUUCACUUUCCUUUUGAAAUUUAAUGUUGUUCAGCAUACUUAGAGAAAUUGAACUCCAAGUGUGAUUAAGUAACCUUUUCUUCUCUGUAUUUGAUUGUUAAAUACAAUAAAACAUUUGGCCAUUACUUAUGUAAAACCU
Messenger RNA from Corythoichthys intestinalis (scribbled pipefish), 1123 nucleotides. It is a transcript of the gene cldnk, whose product is annotated as claudin k. Gene Ontology annotation, molecular function: structural molecule activity. The transcript has 2 exons. The record is from RefSeq and is a predicted model, not a curated record. NCBI's taxonomy places the organism in Eukaryota, Metazoa, Chordata, Actinopteri, Syngnathiformes, Syngnathidae. Gene Ontology annotation, cellular component: plasma membrane; bicellular tight junction. Gene Ontology annotation, biological process: bicellular tight junction assembly; cell adhesion. The coding region runs from base 295 to 942 and encodes 215 amino acids.